AUGGCUGAAACUAAUCAAGAACAAUUGAACACCUACAAGGCUGUUUCCAUCAUCACUUUGAUUCUUUCCAUUUAUGGAGGAUUAAAAUACUCGGGAGUUCCAGAAAAACACUACACCCCAUACUCUGGUAGUGACAUUUUGUUGACUAUUUACUGGGGGGUAUUGUACCUUUGGCAAAUCUUGUACACUGUCCAGACUUUUUUCCCAGAUGAAUACCGUUUGCUGAUUGUGCAAUUGAUUGGGUGGCAUUUCCCAAUUUUCAACGUAUUACACUAUGUUUGGGCUGAAUUGUUUACUUCUGGUCACUACUUCUGGAGUGAAAUCAUUGUUAUUGUUAACUUGUUCAACAUUUUGGGAUUGUAUUUCAGUCACAAGACUUUUACAUUGAGACCAGUGUCCAAUUGGUUGUUGAUCCAUACUCCAUUGGUUGCAUUGCCAUUCUCCUGGUUGUUGUAUGCACUUUUCUGGAAUGGGGCUGUUUGGUUGCACAUCCACAAGACCUGGGGUAGAAUUCUUGCCAAUGUCUUCAUUUGGGAUUUCUUGCUUGUACCAGGAUUGUUUUUGUUGAUUUUCAAUGAUUGGGCUAUUGGUUUUAGUACCUCUUAUCUUAUCUUUGCCUUGGCUUUUGGACAAUUGGCAACUAAAGUUUUUGCUUUGCAAUGGAUUUUCGCUUUUGUUAUUGCCGGUAUCUUGGUUGUUUGGAGUGCUGGUUCCGCUAUUGUUGGUGGUGUUAGACAAGCUAGUGGUGAGUCUGCUCCAUUAUUGGUUGUUGAAGAGGAAAGAGUUGGUGGAAAUUGA
Messenger RNA from Lodderomyces theae, 798 nucleotides. RefSeq lists its product as uncharacterized. The transcript has a single exon. The coding region runs from base 1 to 798 and encodes 265 amino acids. The record is from RefSeq and is a predicted model, not a curated record. NCBI's taxonomy places the organism in Eukaryota, Fungi, Ascomycota, Pichiomycetes, Serinales, Debaryomycetaceae.